AUUUAACUUGUUCCUCCCGUCUCCCUCUCCUCCUCCCCUUCUUCACGAAACACGAAACAGUAUUCCAAUAUCAAAGAGCCCCAAAUUCCCGAUUGCGAGUCCGUCCCAUCUUGAUUCCAGCAGUCGUUGAAGCCGCCGCCGAUCUUUGCUGCUGACAUGGCGGCGGGAACCGAUCGCCUCUACCCUCCGAUCGAGCCGUGCGACCUGGAGCCCCCGCAGUUCGACGCCGCAGCUGCCGCCGCCGGCGAGUCCAGGGUUUGCGAUCGGCCGGUGAGGUGGGACGAAGAGCCCGACGCGUCGUCCUCCCAUGAGCUGGCCCCACACAUAUUUGAACCAGGGAAAACGGAUCAUUCUCCCAGAAAUUUCAAGGAAGGAAGUGUUAGUGUUGCCAAUGAUUAUGAGUGCAGCGAUGAGAUGACCUCCAUGAAGGAAUCCGGAGAACAUGUCUAUCACAAUUGCCCACUUCGUGAACAAACGGACAUAUGGAUACCUGCUUCUGUUCCUCCAAUGACAGAACAUGAUCACAAGGAGUGGCGAAAAGGCUUUGGCUAUAAUGGUGGGUGCUUCGCAGAAGAAGAAUAUAAGUGGGAUAUAAAUGACGAAAAUUGGGAGAUGACAAUGUGGGAUGUGCUCGCUGAGAUGGUUGUUGCAGGAAAAGAUAAAAUAUUAUCCAUUGCAUCAUAUGAUUUUGGGAGGCAUGGUAUGUCUAUGAUUUCACAUUUUCUUCUUGAGGAGGCUUUGAAGGAUAAGGCUCAAACACUGGAAGAUGCCAGUGCUGGUUCUGAACAUGCUCUCCUUCAGACAGAACCGACAAAGUGGUUGCCUGAUAGUGCUGCUCCUUCUUGCAUGCUUUGUGGUGCACAUUUUCAUCCAAUAAUUUGCUCUCGCCAUCAUUGCCGUUUUUGUGGUGGGGUAUUUUGUGCUGGUUGUUCAAAGGGUAGAAGUUUAAUGCCUCCAAAAUUCAUGACUUCAGAUCCUCAAAGGGUCUGUGAUGUUUGUGGAGUGCGUCUUGAGUGCAUUCAGCCUUAUUUGAUGAAUCAACUCAGUCGCGCUUUUCAACUUCCAACUCAAGAUUUGACAGACCUGAGCACCUUGAGGUCAUGGCUAAACUUCCCAUGGGCAAUCACAAUGGAGUAUGAGAUCUACAAAGCCGCAAAUUCUAUAUAUGGUUAUUGUAAGGUUGGAGAGCUGAAACCUGAGAAAUCGAUCCCUGAUUCAAUUCUUAGACAAGCAAAAGGGCUUGCAAUAAUUACUGAGGUAAAGGUUGGAAUGAUGCUUACGUACAAAAUUGGUACUGGACUGGUGAUUGCUCGCAGAACUGAUGGUUCCUGGUCCCCUCCUUCUGCCAUCUCUACUUGUGGUCUUGGAUAUGGAGCUCAGGCUGGAGGUGAGUUAGCUGACUACAUUAUUGUUCUUAGGAACACAGAUGCCAUUAAAACUUUCGGUGGAAAUGCACAUAUGUCAGUUGGGGCUGGCAUCAGUGCUUCUGCUGGUCACCUUGGACGAGCGGCAGAGGCUGAUUUUCGUGCUGGUGAUGGUGGUUAUGCUGCCUGUUACACAUACAGUUGUAGCAAAGGUGCUUUUGUGGGCUGCGCACUUAAUGGAAGUGUGGUAUCUACUCGAAACUCUGUAAAUGCCCGGUUUUAUGGUGGUCCUAUUAAGGCAUCAAAAAUCCUUCUUGGCUCGAUGCAAAGACCACCUGCUGCCGCCACGCUCUACAAAGCUCUAUCCAUACUGUUUGAUAAGAUCGAAAAGUAAUCCCCUUAUCUUAGUUUCUAACACACAUUAUCCCCCCUGGUGAAUCACCUCUAUGCAAUUAGUUUGCACUUUUUAUUUGUUCCUGCGUGGUGAUGAAGCAACUGUACACUUUGCCAUCCAUUGUUACAUCAAAAAGGUCUUCUAUCCAGUACCACGAAUUGCUCUGUAAAUAUUGUACAUACAAUUACAUUUCGUGAGAAAUUAAAUUAAAUUCAUCCGUUCAAUUGCUCUGAAAA
Phragmites australis (common reed) is the source of this 1994-nucleotide messenger RNA. RefSeq lists its product as uncharacterized. The record is from RefSeq and is a predicted model, not a curated record. The transcript has 5 exons. The coding region runs from base 157 to 1758 and encodes 533 amino acids. Gene Ontology annotation, molecular function: metal ion binding; phosphatidylinositol binding. Lineage: Eukaryota; Viridiplantae; Streptophyta; Magnoliopsida; Poales; Poaceae.